Messenger RNA from Nilaparvata lugens (brown planthopper), 3041 nucleotides. RefSeq lists its product as uncharacterized. Lineage: Eukaryota; Metazoa; Arthropoda; Insecta; Hemiptera; Delphacidae. The transcript has 7 exons. Gene Ontology annotation, molecular function: phosphoric diester hydrolase activity. The record is from RefSeq and is a predicted model, not a curated record. Bases 574 to 2145 code for a protein of 523 amino acids. Gene Ontology annotation, biological process: lipid metabolic process.
AAACGGUACCGGUACUUGAAAUUUGAAAAUCUCACUUGAAAUUCAAAAUGCAUGUUUGUUAAGAUGGAUUCCAAUCAAAUCUGAUUCACAAUUAAUUACUGUUGUCAUAGAGAUUAUCUCAAUCGAGAUAAUCAAGUUUGCAUUGUUGGUAGGUAUGAGGACACUCACGAACAUUAUUUUGUUAGCUUCUUAGAAAAUUAGCAAUUUGAUACUGCUCAACUAAACUUCCUCUAAUCGUAGCAACACUAUAAGUACCGUAAAAGUAACAACAAGUGCAUCUUUCUGUUUUUUGAAGAUGUUGUGUUAGAUAUCCAUUUUCAAUGAAAAUGACUUGAUAUCGUCAAAACCAUUAAUUUAUUAAACUGAUGAAUUCAUUAAUUAUUUUACACUAAAUAAUCUUGAUAACAAAAACUUAUUUACUAGUAAACUCUCAGAUAUUUGGGUAAUGGUGUAACAGUCGAAACUGGGUAAUAUCUAUUGACCAAUAAUGAGAAAAUUUUAAAGACAGAUCUAACCGAAUAUAUAUUUUUUCAAUUUCAAUUUUCAGUGAUUAACUUUACUGAUUCAUGAAAAAUGUUCUCAGUAACUCGAAUUUCACUUCUCUUCGGCUCUUUUGGAAUUUUUAUUCAAAGUUAUGUCUGUUCUGAUGCAACUGGGAAUAGUAGUGAGUGUACUAGGACAAUCAAGUUAGCACUAACAAUGGAGGUGUACAGUCGGAUGAUAGAGGUGGCCUGGGACACAGAAAGCGUGCAGAGCGGCGACUGGAUAGGAGUGUACAGCGGAUCCGUACCUACUUGGCUCAGCAACAGUCCUGGUGUCUUCUCAUUUCCAGUGAUGGUCCCUCAAGGUCGUGUAGUCACCAAUAUAUCAGCUGAUAGUAUCUCUGCAAUCAAACUGAACGUUUCUAUUAGUCAAUCCCUUAUUGACUAUUCAGCAUGCUACUGGAGAAAGACAAGUGACAAAUCUGAUGAAGCCUUCACAACUACAAAGUUCUACACAUUUCCUAACUGGCAAGGACACUAUUGGGAGGCAAUUAAAGGUAGAGCUCUUACAGACAUUUUUCUUCCAGGAACAGUGAAUUCAGCUUGUUACACCAUUCAAAAUCCGCACACUGUAAUAGCUCAGCUUGCAUUGGGUAUAAGGUAUUUAGACAUCAGAAUAUCGAUGCAUAAUCUCAAUUUCUAUGCAGCCUAUUACAGUUGUUGUCAAACGUUACUUAAUGAUGUCUUAAAUGAUCUUUUGCACUUCAUCACACAUUCCAAAAAUGAAGUUGUUAUUUUGGAUAUAACAAGUAUAAAAAACAGUAGUAGUAAGUUUCAAGACAAUGGAAUAGAAUAUCUGAAGGAUAAAACUUUAUUCCAAAAAAUUGUUUCUUGGUUUCGUGGCUUGGGAUCAGAUAAUGAAGCUAAUCAUGAUUAUAAAGUUGAAUUCGAUGAUUAUUUGCUCAGCCAUUUGAAUCAGACAUUGAGAGUGGAUGGUGAACCAAUUUUCAUUGAAAGAGACUGUGAAGACGGUGACGAUGACAAACAUGAUGGUUCGUCAAUCUAUAAGAAAACACUUGAGCAGAUUCUACCUGGUGGAAGUAAAGUAAUCAUCUCUUAUCCAUACGAUGGAUACGAAGGCAGAUUUAAAAAAAUGAUAUGGAAGUCUUACAUGUCGAUGUUCAAUUGGAGCAAAGCUGACGUGACAGAAUACUUUAUCAGACAAGGAGCAUUUCCAGAGUUUAUAAAGCCAAACCAAUUAUUCUAUGCAAUUGAAGAUGGUCACAAAGUUGAUUAUUAUGAUGGUGACAACUCUUCAAGUAACAACACCGAUAGUACAAAGUCUAAGGAAAGUGACAAAGACAAAACCAGUGAUAAAAGUAACAUUAAGAAUAAUUCUACUGUAGAUUUCACUCAAGUGUCAGUCAUUGGUUGGCAUGGUACAUUGGACGGUUCAUCAACCGAAUUUCGGAGCUGGGGCAUCGACGAAGAGUAUAACUUGACAGUAAAUAUACUAUUGGGUCAGUAUUUUCGCAACAUUGGCAACGUUAAGACUGCUUUCAUAUGGAAUCAGCGACUCACUUCUAAUACCAGCAAAUGUGAUCCUAAACCAUCACCAGACAGUGCUACAUGGUACCACGAACAUAAUAUUGUAGCUCCAUAGAUAUAUUUCUAUUACACACAAAAAUAAGCACAAACUAUUGAAAUAUAGUCAACGUUUUGCAUUGGUAUCGUGGUAAUUUUAAAAUCCACAGAAGAAUUUUUCAUGAUGAUGAAUUCAUUCUAAUAAAUUGUAUAUUCUCACUUUAUUAUACUUGAGUUGAAAAUUGGUGUGACCGUAGGAAAUUAAAAAAAACUUUCAAUUUCAUUUCGAAAUCAUUGCAAUAUACUUCAUAAUUUGUGUACCAUUAUUCACUUAUGACUAAAACAUUAUUUUUAGAGUAGUUUGCUAAUUUAAAAUUGAAUUUGAAUAUAAAUUAAUUUCAAUAUACAGAGUAGGUUUAAAGGGAAAGACAAUAUUCUAAUAAGUGAGUGAUUGCAUCUGCAAACUAAUUACUUUUCAAUAAAGAGUAAGCUAUAAUAAAAAAGUUAUAAUAUUUUUUAAAGAAGGAGGAAUUCAGGUUUUUUUUAAUAUCUUUAUCUCUAUCAGCAGAGUGUUAUUUUUCAUAGAAGUAGUCGAUCUAAAUUAAACUAAAUUUAUAAAUGAUUGUAUGUUUAUGUUGACUAUAUUCAAACUCAAUCAACUUGAUUGAAGAAAUUCGAUUUUUUGAAUCAGAGAGAAAACUCAUAUUUCUAUAAAUUACCUGUAUUAGUAUAAUCUCCAAUAUUGGAAAAAUAAUUGAAUAGUUUACCAAUAAAAUGUUUGGAAUAUUUUGGAAUUAAUGACAUCUAGACCUACAUCACGUUAAAUAAAUAUAGGUAGCUAAUAUAUGUGCCUACUUAUAUAAAUAAAUACUUUACAUUAUUAUAUUAUUUGUGAAUUUGGUCUAAUAAUUAGGUAUUGAAUUGAUAUUGAUGAUCUGAAUAAUAAAUCUUCAUUUAUUUCGUUUACAAACCUAA